UUUGAAUCGAGUCGCCGCGUUUUACUGACAACGAACAAGCGAACGAGAAACGACAGCUAAACACAUUCGGAGCAUAUGAGCCAUACGAAAGAACGAUUCAUGGAUAUCGAGUAAUUUAUAUGUGGCACUAAAACCGUCGGUUCGGGUGUGUGCAUCGCCACUCCAAGCAGAGUGUACUAUGGCCAGCAAUUAGAACUGCUGGAGGAUCAAGUGUAAUACAACAGAAGGAAACUGUUUUUAAAUUGAAUUGCAAAACUAGAAAAGUGUAUGGUCUGUUGUGUGAAAAUUGCGAUAGCCCAAUAUUAGCAUAAGACCAAUAUUAAAAUAAGCCAGUCGCUGGCUCCCCUUUUGAAAUGGAUAUGACCGGUGCGAAUUCCCUCAACAUGCGGCCAUUGUUUGCUGGCUAUCCUUUCCAAGGCCAGGGUCGCGUUAAUCAACUUGGAGGGGUUUUCAUCAAUGGUCGACCUCUUCCCAAUCACAUCCGCUUGAAAAUUGUCGAAAUGGCUGGCAGUGGAAUUCGACCGUGUGUCAUUUCGAGACAGUUGCGAGUCUCGCAUGGCUGUGUGUCGAAGAUUCUGAAUCGCUACCAAGAAACCGGCUCUAUUAGGCCUGGCGUAAUCGGUGGAUCCAAACCCAAAGUCACAUCUCCGGAGAUUGAGGCGCGCAUUAAAGAGAUGUGCAAAGCAAAUCCAGGACUCUUCAGCUGGGAGAUAAGGGAGAAACUAAUAAAGGAAGGCUUCACCGAUCCGCCCUCAACAUCAUCGAUAAGUCGAUUGUUAAGAGGCAAUGAUCGCAGCAGCGACGACGGUCGCAAAGACUACAGCAUCCAUGGCAUAUUGGGCGGAAGAGAUUCCGAUAUCAGUGAUACGGAAUCGGAACCAGGUAUACCUUUGAAACGCAAACAACGGAGAUCUCGCACCACCUUUUCCGCCGAUCAGCUGGAAGCAUUGGAGAGGGCGUUCGCCCGCACCCAAUAUCCGGAUGUGUACACCCGUGAGGAGUUGGCUCAGACCACGCAACUAACAGAGGCUCGCAUACAAGUGUGGUUCAGCAAUCGAAGGGCUAGGCUACGCAAACAUUCCGGCGGUUCUAGCAUCAAUACUGGGUCGAACAGUACAGGAGUGCAAACAACGGCUGGGCCAGGUGCCAGCGGAGCGGGUGCUUUGACAUUUGGUUCUUUGGCCAUGGGAUCCAUGGGCUAUAGCCCAGCUGCAGGUAGUACUGCCUCUAGUACGGGUAUGAAUGACCAACAUAGCGUACAUGGGGCGGCGGCAGCAGCAGCAUCCCAUCACCCCGCCCACCACCAUCACCACCAUCACCAUCAUACGCAGAUGGGCAGCUACGAUUUAAUGGCUGCCCAAUCGGCCCACCAAGGAUUCUCUGGGAGUUUUCACAACACACAUUUCCCCUCGCAAAACUACUAUCACCAAGACUACUCUAAGCUAUCGAUAGAUGACUUCUCAAAACUUACGGCCGAAAGUGUCUCAAAAAUGUCGCCUUCACUCCAUCUCAACGACAACUAUCCCAAAUUAGAAAAUCCUCCGAAUUGGACCCAAACAGCAGCAUACCAAACGGCAGCAGCCGCUGCAAAUUAUACGGCUGCCCACCAUGCCCAGCUGAAUGAAUAUGCGGCUGCUGCGGGCACAUCCUUGCCGCAUAACAACAUACCCUCAGUCACAGCCACUGCCGCUGCUGCGGCCGCACCCUCGACAUAUCAGCAUAUUCCGCAUACUCAAUUGGAUGCCAAGUAUUGGUCAUGAACUUCAAUCAAAGCGGAUCCACUGGGGCCAUUUGCUCAUUCAAAUAGACAAUUAAAUGAUUCCUACCUCUCCACCUUUGCCUAGACGAAUAUUACAUUUAAUUUCAUUUCAAUUUUUUGCAUCUGUUUCGAAAGAAAGUAUCGGCCAGAACGACCAUAGCUCGACGCUAUGCUAUGUGUAAACAUUGUACAGUGUGCCGACAACUUCAGAACGAAUAGACACAUCGAGGAGGGCCGAUCGGCAUCGUUACAAAUCAGCUGCUGGGAGAAUUUUCGGAGAAUUAUUUGGUGCAGAAUCCAGAUCCCUCUCGAUGUGUGCCUACAGCGGCGGGUGUGGCACAGUCGACGUCCCAACAAUUAGCAUUUAUUUAGUUCGUAUGUAUGUAUGCAUUUUUAUAUAAAAUAUUGGAAAAAUAGAGACACGUAAUAAUAAAUCAAAUCAAACUUAAA
Messenger RNA from Musca domestica (house fly), 2209 nucleotides. It is a transcript of the gene gsb-n, whose product is annotated as protein gooseberry-neuro. Gene Ontology annotation, molecular function: RNA polymerase II cis-regulatory region sequence-specific DNA binding; DNA-binding transcription factor activity, RNA polymerase II-specific. The coding region runs from base 354 to 1760 and encodes 468 amino acids. The transcript is spliced from 5 exons. Lineage: Eukaryota; Metazoa; Arthropoda; Insecta; Diptera; Muscidae. Gene Ontology annotation, biological process: regulation of transcription by RNA polymerase II; anatomical structure development. The record is from RefSeq and is a predicted model, not a curated record.